Penicillium daleae is the source of this 303-nucleotide messenger RNA. RefSeq lists its product as uncharacterized. The transcript has a single exon. The coding region runs from base 1 to 303 and encodes 100 amino acids. The record is from RefSeq and is a predicted model, not a curated record. Lineage: Eukaryota; Fungi; Ascomycota; Eurotiomycetes; Eurotiales; Aspergillaceae.
AUGGAGUCUUGUCCUCACCGAGCUCCAGCGUGUUGCACAAGACCCGGACACGGUCAAGCCACGUCUGCCGUUCAAGCCGACGGUGACCACUGGCUAUGCAUCCUGGACUCUAUCAAGGACGAAAUCUUUGAGAUAGCACACGGUGAGGGACACCUCGGUUUCCACCGCGCAUGGCACAAAAUGCGAGGCUUCGUCGUGCACAGGGGAGCGAAGAAGUUUCGCACGUCCAUCGACCAGUGCGACGAAUGCAGGGAGAUCUCCGUGCCAAACCACAAGCACUAUGUUAACUUGUCAAAGCUAUGA